Molecule: messenger RNA, 1604 nt
Organism: Lepus europaeus (European hare)
Lineage: Eukaryota; Metazoa; Chordata; Mammalia; Lagomorpha; Leporidae
Exons: 6
Coding region: 1-714 (237 amino acids)
Source: RefSeq, a predicted model, not a curated record
AUGCCUGAGACCCGAGGAGAGUGGAGGUGUGGUAUGACUCCUGGGGGUGGCUUGAUUCAGACUCUGGUCCACCAGAUCCACAAAGGCCGUGAAACCACAGAUCACAACAAGAGUGGCCUCCUGGAGCCUGCAGCUGGGCUUAGCCUUCUCAUUCAAACCCCGGGACUCCUCUGCGCCCCUUCCCUAAGGGAACUCUUGGCUGCUUCUCCACAGGCAAUAGGGGUCCAGCCCUAUGAGUUUGGUCCUCUGAUGCCCAUACUUGAACUCCCUAACCAUCUCUACUUCACCACUCCCAUGCCAGGUUGGAGACAGGAGCAAGAAGAAGCUUACUGUUUUCCCAGGCUUCUCACAGGGAAAGAAGGAAGCUCAUCACAAUGGCUUGAGUUUUCCAGACCCCACCUGUUACAGACUGAAUGCUUAUACUCUCAAAAUGCACAUGUUGGAGACAGCCCCAGCAUGAUCUUUAAAGGAACCCAGCAAGAUAACCGAUAUGAAAGUUCUUUGAAAACUAUAAAAAGGGAACUAAUUUUAAAGUCUUACUUUAAGAAGAAUCAGAUGUUCUUCGUAGGAGCUCAAGGGGACACAGCUGAACUUGAGGAAGGAGAAGGUGGUGUUCAGCAAGAAACAAGUGCUCUUGAACAGAAAUCCACUGCAAAAGGAGAGGAAAUGAUGAAAAAUUACGGAGGAAUGAUUAUCUGCAACAAGAUGAAAUGACAUCAAGAUUCAAGUAGUCUGUUGGAACCCAGAAGCUUCUGCCUGGGGUUCGGUAAAUACCUACUCUCCCUCCAGAUCUUGAAUCGGCUCCUGGACUGAGUAUGUUGUCAAGUCUGCUCAUGGUUGCAGGGUUUAGAGACCCCGGCUGCAGUUUCACCCACAGAGUGGCAGUGGGGCAGACAAGAGGAAGCUGGGUCUUCUCUUGGAGGGGAUGCACCACAUUGUGCAUCUGCAGUGGAGCCAAACCAAACUAAGCAACUCAUUGCGAGCCGAAGGAUAAGAGGAACCAUUUUGAGAUUCCUGCCAAGCACACUCUGUUGUUAUGAAUUUUCUUUCCUUGGUGAUAUAUCAGGGGAGAAAACACUUAUAAAGAGACUUGAUCUUGCAUCAGAAUAGUAGUAUGAAAAAGCAAAAUGAAAAGGGAGACACAUUGAGAGGGAAGAUGGGGUGGAGAAUAUGCUUUCUCCUUUGGAAAAGAGUUGUAUGUUUUUUAAAAAUGGACUGUGAAAAGUGUAACUAUUCUAGCUCUUACACAAGGAGCAGUCACUGCAGGAGGGAGUUCACAAAGACCAAAUAAAGGAUGCUUGGUCUCUAGAGCUAACUGGGUCCGCUCCCUGUGAGAGCCAGGCUGGAGACAACUGUAGGGAGAGGCCCUUUCUUCUCUUCGAUUCUUAUUUAAUUUUUUUUACAAAGCCUUUUAUUAUGAAAAUUUCCAAACAUUCAAAUGAAGGGAGAUGGACCCUCCACGUGCCUGUCUCAGCUCCAGCAGCUAUCACUACACCUCCCCCUCCUGAAAACCACAGUUCCUGCUGGAUUUUUUUGAAGUUAAUCUCAGACAUUGUGAGAAUUCAUCUACAAUCUCAAAGAAAGCAGAAUUUUAAAAAGCAAAU